This is a messenger RNA of Sorex fumeus (smoky shrew), 978 nucleotides long. RefSeq names its product olfactory receptor 7A17-like. Gene Ontology annotation, molecular function: G protein-coupled receptor activity; olfactory receptor activity. Lineage: Eukaryota; Metazoa; Chordata; Mammalia; Eulipotyphla; Soricidae. The coding region runs from base 1 to 978 and encodes 325 amino acids. Gene Ontology annotation, cellular component: membrane. The record is from RefSeq and is a predicted model, not a curated record. Gene Ontology annotation, biological process: G protein-coupled receptor signaling pathway. The transcript has a single exon.
AUGGUACCAGACAAUUAUACACAGAUUACUGAAUUUAUUCUUCAGGGAUUAUCAAAGGAACCCAAACUACAAACCCUCAUAUUUAGAGUUUUCCUCUCCAUGUAUUUGGUCACUGUGUUUGGAAACCUGCUCAUCAUCUUGGCCACCAUCUCAGACCCCCAUCUCCACACGCCCAUGUACUUCUUCCUGUCCAAUCUGUCAUUUGCAGACAUCUGUUUCAUCUCCACCACCAUCCCAAAGAUGCUGGUGAAUAUACAGACAGAGAGCAAAGCCAUCACCUAUGAAGGCUGCAUCACACAGAUGUAUUUCUUCCUAUUCUUCGGUGUUUUGGAUGACUUUAUACUGUCUGCAAUGGCCUAUGACCGCUUUGUGGCCAUCUGCCACCCACUGCACUACACAGUCAUCAUGAACCCCCGGCUGUGUGGGUUGGUGGUUCUGCUGUCCUGGAUCAUAAGUGCCCUGUAUUCUGUGUUACAGAGUUUAAUGGUGUUGAGAUUGUCCUUCUGCCCAGACUUGGAAAUUCCUCACUUUUUCUGUGAACUCAAUCAGAUGGUCCAGCUUGCCUGUUCAGACACAUUUGUCAAUAAUGUUGUGCUGUAUUUGGCAACUGGGAUACUGGCUGGCUGUCCUCUGGCUGGAAUCCUUUACUCUUACUCAAAGAUUGUUUCCUCCAUCCGCAAAAUCUCAUCUGCUCAGGGAAAAUACAAAGCUUUCUCUACUUGUGUGUCUCACCUGUCUGUUGUUUCUUUAUUUUAUUUUACAAUCCUGGGAGUGUACCUUAGCUCAGCUGCUACCCACAACUCACACUCGAGUGCCACCGCCUCCGUGAUGUACACGGUAGUCACCCCCAUGCUGAACCCCUUCAUCUACAGUCUCCGGAACAAAGACAUCAAGAGCGCUCUGAAGAGAUUCAUUGGGAUGGAAGCUUUGAAAGUGUCGACUUUCUUAGGACUAAAGAAGUGCUCAUUUGGUAAAUAG